Molecule: messenger RNA, 1965 nt
Organism: Colletotrichum graminicola M1.001
Lineage: Eukaryota; Fungi; Ascomycota; Sordariomycetes; Glomerellales; Glomerellaceae
Exons: 3
Coding region: 1-1965 (654 amino acids)
Source: RefSeq, a predicted model, not a curated record
AUGGAAGGAAUUGACUCCUUCCGCGUCAUGUUUCUCGGCUCUAUCCUUGUGACAGGACUGAUGGCCAUCUUCGAGAUCACAGGUUGGCUCUUCAGCCAUUUUCCGAAGCUGUUGGCUGUCGCAAAGGCGGCUAGCAGUUUCCAGAUCCCCGUAUACGCUCUUAUCUCUGUAUUCUUCCUUUAUAUUCGCGUCCUUGCUCCAAUCAUCCGAUACUUCAUCCCAAGACCGACGGUCGAGGCCGAAGCUGAGCGACCUUCUCCCGCCCCUGAGCUCAGCGACGAACAACGAGCCGCAGAAGCGCGUCGAUGCCAACUACCCGGCGCCGUGUGCGAUUCGAUACGAACCCGACUCGAGAGCAAGACAAGGGAGGUAACGAAAUUAGUCAGAGAGCUAGGAGAGGCAGAACAACGCGAGCUCGACGCCAACGAUGCCGCGGAGGCUCACCGAAACUCUCACAAAAUCAUCCGGCAAAGAUUGGAUCAAACCGAGGGGCAACUCGUCCGAUACAAUCCAGAAGCGAUGACCAUCCGAAAACUCGAGAUUCUGCUGGCAGAGUCCGAGAAGAAGUUUGCCGACGCCGAGAAACGCGUCGAAACGGGCGAGCGCCUCCUAAAAGCCGAGGUCGAGCACUCGAAAUGGGCCGUCGAGAAGAAGGAGAGGCAGAUCAGCAAGAUCAAGGAAGACAUGGUCAGCCUCGUUCAGAGGGCAAAGGACAGGAUCGGGGUUCUGAAUGCGAAGGUCAACUCUCUCGAGUACGAGCUGGACGCAGCCAAACGAAAGGACAUGUCGGCCAACGUCGUAGCUUUGCUUGCCGAGAGGGAUGAGACAAUCCAGUUCCUGACUGAGGCGGGGCUCGCUGUCGAGAAAGACCGCGACGAGAAGAUGGCUUACGCCGAGACAAUGUACGCUUCGCUGCAGGCGGAGAACGAACACCUUCGACAGCAGUUGACUGACUCAACGGAGCGAACUCGUAGCGACAACGAUGCGGCCCGCUCUCUGAGAGACGACCUGGCCAACGCCAAAGCCCAGGUUCAGACGGCAGAGGCAGUGUUCUAUGAAAAGGAGAAGACGAUUGGCGACCUCGAGAACCAGCUCAAGAAGGUGACGGAUGAGUCCGAGACGAUCGUGACCGACGCCAAUAACCUGAAAGCCAAGCUCUCAGCCGCGAACGAGAAGAUGGUGUCCGGGGUAACAAAGGAGAACAUCGAAGGACUCAACCGCCAGUUGGACGAGCUCAGAAACCAGGUUGCAGACGCUCACUCCAUCCACGACAGCAAGAUGAGCGAAGCUUCGGCCAUCCACGCCGAACAACAAAAGUACAUCGAGUCUCUGCGCGAGAACAUGAACGCUGCCAGCAUUGAAAACGCAAACAUGAGACAGGAUAUAUCCAGACUGCAAGAGCUGCUUGACCAGCACGCUGCCUCGGGCGCCAACAGCAGCAGCGCCAUCGAGCAGCGGAUCGCGGGUAUGCAGCACCAACACCAGGCGGAUAUGAACGAGGCAAAGUCGAUGCUCGAAACGAAGGACGGUGAAAUCAAGCACCUCCAAGACAGUCUCGUCGGCACGAAGACACACAUCGCCAGCCUCCAGGAAGAAGUGGACGAAAUGCAGGGGUGCGUGGAUGAACAGGACGAGCACAUUGUAAAGUUGGAGAGGAAGCUGCACAAGGCACUCAUCAACGAGAAGAAGGGCAUCGAGCGCUUCGCCGAACUGGAAGAGAAGAGGAAGAAGGAAGCAUCCGCGGAUCUCCUCAAGUACAACCGAUUCAAAGUCGAAUACAACAAGAGACUCGGCAGCCUGCUGGCAAAGACGCUGAACUUGAUGGCGACGCGUGACCUAGAAAGCGAAUUGAAGGAACAAAUCGAAACAAUGACGAGAAAGACGGGGAACAAGCAUGCCGGUGCCAACACGAGCACGAAAAGGCAGAACGACCCCAAGACGAAUCGCAAGCAGACGCAGAUAUGA